Molecule: messenger RNA, 1615 nt
Organism: Sebastes umbrosus (honeycomb rockfish)
Lineage: Eukaryota; Metazoa; Chordata; Actinopteri; Perciformes; Sebastidae
Product: schwannomin-interacting protein 1-like
Exons: 7
Coding region: 271-996 (241 amino acids)
Biological process (GO): positive regulation of hippo signaling
Cellular component (GO): cell junction; plasma membrane
Source: RefSeq, a predicted model, not a curated record
AGGAAGAGGAGAAGGGGGAGGAGGAAGAGGAGGAGGAAGAGGGAGAGUUAGCUCCAGCCCCUCCAGCUCCUUCAGUCGGAGUGAAAGCAGCUUCAGGACUCUUCAGGAUUGUUUCACUAACUCCUCUCUGAUGUUUCUGUAAUCAACCCUCCGGAGCUCCUCAGCGGUCAUCCGGACACAGCGAGGCCGGCGAGCAGCAGCGAGCUGCGGGGAGACGGACAGAGACAUGUCGGAGAGCUCCGGGGCCGCCUGGAGCUGAGAGGAGAGAGGAUGGAGGAAGAGAAGGAGACGGCCGAGGAGAAGGAGGAAGAGGAAGAGGAAGAGGAAGAGGAGAAAGACCUUCAUCACCAUCACAUUGCAGCAACGGCGGCGGCGGCGGCGUCCUCUGUGGACUACCAGGGCCUUCCCAUCAUGCACUGGGAGGACCUGAGCCAGCGGAUAGCUGAGCUGGAGAAACAGGAGCAGGAGAGGAGGUCAAAGAGGGGGACGGGGACGGAGGAGAGUCGGGGGGGAGUGUGGAGAGACGUCUGGGAGGAAGAGGAGGAGGAAGACUUCAGGAGGUGUCGAGUCGCCGUCGUCACGUCACGGUUUCACAACCACAGAAACCUGCAGCUGUGCUUCAUCAACGACAGCGACAGUGAAGACGAGGAGGAAGGAAGCAACAAGAAGGUUUCCAUGGGAACGGGGCGCAACGGUUGCCAUGCCGCCGGGCUGAAACAGGAAGUGGCCACGGCUCUGAGGACGCUGAGAGACAACCUGCUGGCUGAGCAGAAAGAGAAGCAGCGUCUGGCCGGCAGCAGCUGUGUUGCAGAGCGGAAACAUCUGGAGCGUUGGGAGCUGCAGGAGCGUUCAGCGCCGCAUCUCAGCAGCCUGGGAGCAUCACUACAACAGGAAGUACACACUCUGAGCUCCGAGCUGGUGGCCCACCUGUUGGUCCGAGACCAGCUGAGGACGAAGCAGGACGCCAUGCUGCUGGACGUCCAGGACCUGACCUAACUGAGACCGGGACCGGGACCACAGACCGGGACCAGGAUCGCAGACCGGGACCAGGACCACACAAACCAGUCUCCCUCCCUCCAACACCAACGUGAACAUUGGUCCUCUGUGGGACCGGGUCGGGCUGAGCUCGAACAAAGACGGAGACACGACUGGAUGGAUAAAACCCAGAAGGUCGUUUGGAAAACUCCUCCAGUCCACAGGAAGUGGGUUCAUCAGCAGGUUGAUAUGAAGGAACAGAACCAUCAGUCUGAUCUGAGUCUCCAGGUUGGGUCCAGUUUCAGUCCAGUUCUACCUGGAAACUAAAGUCCAGAAGGGAAGAGGAUGUACAUGUAGUAAACUCUGAGUUAGUAUUCUGGAGGAUGUUUAAUGAUUGAGGGACAAACUGACUUUCACUUUAUUUCACAGAUUCAGACGAGCAUGUUUUUGAUUAACAAGUAGCUGUUGGACCCGAGACGCACGACGUGGCCAAAGGGACGUCACACUAAAAUGUGUUCACGAGUACGGACCGUCCGUACGUCUGAACUAGGGAUGCACCGAUACCACUUUAUUCAGACCGAGUACAAGUACUUCCAUCUGGGUACUCUCUGAUACCAAGUACCGAUACGAGUACCGAUAC